AUGUUGCUACGUGUGUUAAGCCAGAAUGUAAAUUGCUCCCCGGUCAUAACUCAGACUCUGCUUGAAACCAAAGCAAAGGAGUACGAUAUUGUUCUCGUACAGGAACCUUACUGGGGUUUCCUGCAUAAUGUACUGUCAUCUGUGUCCAGUACUGGUGAGGAGUACCUGGGCACUCAAAUACACCCACACUGGACCCUUGUUGAACAAGGGGGCCCCUCAUGUGUUGCCACAUACAUUAAUAAGUGCCUCUCGCCUCUGCAGCCUAAACUAUGCACGCACCUUGUCAAUCACCCUGACCUUCUCCUCAUUGCUAUUCCUGAUGGACAGCGGCCACUAUAUAUCUUGAACGUCUAUAAUGACGCUGAUUGCACCGCCCUGCAUUAUCUCAAUGCACGCGUUCACGUCUUGCCUGCCAUUGACAUUAUGAUGGGUGAUCUCAAUCUCCAUAACAACAUCUGGGACCCGGCGUACAGUCACAACGACCACGCUGUCACUGAACUUUUGGACUUCACAAAUAGCUUAGGUCUUGUAUUGCUCAAUACAGAUGGUCAACCCACCCACGUACCACAUGCUCGAGGGAUGGUGCGCACUUCUACCAUUAUUGAUCUCAUAUUCGUUGCCGGACGCAUUGUGGAGGCACCCACUACUAUCUUUUUUAUAGACCCCGAUGGCUGGCUCCUGUCCGACCACAACCCCCUGCUCCUGUCCGCCGACACAAGCCUACAACUGCCCCCUGGGAUUCCCCGCAUAGAGAGGAAAUCUGAUGCAGAACAGAUGUUCUUUGCGGACUGCGUCCUGGCCAUCUCUGGCCUCAAUCCAACCCCUCCUCUAGACUCCAUCGAAGACACACAGCGCCUCUGCGACACAAUCUUCUCCAGGAUAGAUGAAGCCUUUGCCACCCAUGCAACCAUCCCCUCUAUCAACCAGCGCUCCAAAACCUGGUGGAACAACAAAUGCUCCCUAGCCCUCGCUUGCUUUCGGGAGACAAGGUCUAGAGAAGACUGGCGGAUAUACCGGCGCACCAUCCGCAAGGCACAAAGAACCCACUAUGACACCAUCAUCCACGAAACUGCAGAUAAGCAGCGA
Molecule: messenger RNA, 1086 nt
Organism: Heterobasidion irregulare TC 32-1
Lineage: Eukaryota; Fungi; Basidiomycota; Agaricomycetes; Russulales; Bondarzewiaceae
Exons: 1
Molecular function (GO): catalytic activity
Source: RefSeq, a predicted model, not a curated record